This is a messenger RNA of Thermothielavioides terrestris NRRL 8126, 1103 nucleotides long. RefSeq lists its product as uncharacterized. Gene Ontology annotation, molecular function: protein C-terminal leucine carboxyl O-methyltransferase activity. Gene Ontology annotation, biological process: C-terminal protein methylation. The record is from RefSeq and is a predicted model, not a curated record. NCBI's taxonomy places the organism in Eukaryota, Fungi, Ascomycota, Sordariomycetes, Sordariales, Chaetomiaceae. The transcript has a single exon. The annotation marks the transcript as partial.
GCGGCGCCAUCCAUCCCGAAUCUGCUGUCGCUGCGGGGCGAGUUGGCCGGAAGAGGCCGGGGCCGGGGCCGAGGCCGGGGCCGAGGUGGUGCCGGCCCAAGCACAUCCGGGCCGGGGUCAAGCCACGACGCCACCAUCCAGGGCACCGACACCGACGCUGCCGUCUCGCGUCUCAGCGCCGUCGAUCUAGGCUACCUACCCGACCCGUUUGCACGCCUGUUCGUGCAAGGACCCGGCACCCGCCGGCUCCCCAUCAUCAACAGGGGCACCUACACCCGCACCACCGCCAUCGACAUGCUCGUCGACCGCUUCCUGGCCACCACCAACCCGGGCGAGACGAGGCAGAUCGUCUCCCUCGGCGCGGGCACCGACACCCGCUGCCUGCGCUUGUUCAACGCGCCGGCCAACCAUCGAAACAUCGCCUACCACGAGAUCGACUUCCCUACCAUCAUGGCCCGCAAACAAGCCAUUAUCAGCUCCGCUCCCUCCCUACGAGCGAUCCUCACCACCCCGGAGCAGCUCACCACUCCAGAGCCUACAACAGCCUGGCAAUGUCACUCGCUCAGCCCCAACUCCAAAAACAGCCUCACCCUCCACGGCCUCGACCUCCGCACGCUCACGACGACCUCCGCUCUGCUCCCUCAGCUCCUCCCCGACGCCCCCACCCUCCUCCUCUCGGAAUGCUGCCUCUGCUACCUGGCCCCGUCUGAGGCCAGCGCCCUCCUGGGCAUCUUCAGCAGCGGGCCGCUGUCCAGCCGCAGCCUGGCGGUGGUGCUGUACGAGCCGGUGCAGCCGCACGACGCGUUCGGGCGGACGAUGGUUUCGAACCUGGCGGCGCGCGGCAUCGCGAUGCCCACGCUCGAGGCGUACCCCACGCCGGCCGACCAGGAGCGGCGGCUGCUGGCCGAGGCCGGGCUCGCCCGCGCGCGGUGCCGCACGGUCGACCGCAUCUGGGACGCCUGGGUGCGCGACGAGGAGAAGGAGCGGGUCGACGCGCUCGAGGGCGGGCUGGACGAGGUCGAGGAGUGGCGGCUGCUGGCUGGGCAUUAUGUCGUUGCUUGGGGGUGGAGGGGGGAGGAGGGCGGGUUGGAUCUGGAGGUUGA